This is a messenger RNA of Alnus glutinosa, 1092 nucleotides long. RefSeq lists its product as uncharacterized. The record is from RefSeq and is a predicted model, not a curated record. The coding region runs from base 489 to 857 and encodes 122 amino acids. NCBI's taxonomy places the organism in Eukaryota, Viridiplantae, Streptophyta, Magnoliopsida, Fagales, Betulaceae. The transcript is spliced from 6 exons.
UCACUCAACAAGUUCAGCACUACAUUGUUCAAAAAAAAAAAAAAAAAAAAACAAGUUCAGCACUACAUCCUUGCGCCGUUAGGGACCUAGGGUUUGAAGGUUGAAACUUUCAAUUUCAUCCACUAUCCAAUCUCCAGCCGUUCUCUCUCAGUCUCACUGCCUUUCUCCGCCUUUCGUCGCCUUUCGCCUCCUUCGUUCUCCAGCCGUUCUCUCUCACUGCGUCACCGCCUUUGGAUUCUCGGUUUCAGAGAAUGGUAUUCCCUUUUAACCACUUCCGUCAAGCUGUCCAUGAGAGAGAAGGUGUGCCAUAUAUUGCUGCAAACAUGGAGGGAAAAAGCGAAAGUCAAAGAACACUAUAGUUAUGGAGUUACUUGGAAAAUGAUCCAUGAACAUUCUCUUUUGAUCUUUAUGUUUCCUUCAGGCUCAUAUUUCACUUGGGACCAGUUGCGACAUUUUGGCUUUCAGGGACAAUUUGUAUAUCGUCAACGAUGAGAGUGUACAAUGGUUUCAAAGAGAUUCUGAACAUUCAGAAAUUUCGGAGAAUUGUGUCCUAUACAGGAUUCUACUGCUUUGUUGCGGUCGUGAGCUAUGCUUACACGAGUAACACGACGAGAGCUGGGUAUUCUAGAGCUGACCAAUACUAUGCGUCUUACCCUGCUGGAACUGAGCUCUUGACCGACACAACUAAGUUAUAUAAAGCUGCAAUUGGCAAUUGUUUCGAAGUGGAAGAGUGGGGUCCACUCGAGUUCUGCAUCAUGGCAAAACACUUUGAACGUCAAGGGAAAUCGCCAUACCAAUAUCAUGCACAAUAUAUGGCACACCUUCUCUCUCAUGGACAGCUUGACGGAAGUGGCUAAAAGGGAAUACUAUUCUCUGCAAGACGAGUGGAAAUGUCACAAGUUCAAAAUUCUCUGACGGCAAUCAAGUGAAAAAAAAUUAGUUUAGUAGAUUAUUGUCUAAUGAACUUCAAUUUAUCCCUUUUUUGUUAUUUUAUAAGAAUUGCUUAUGAAUUGCCACAGUUUUAUCUCAUUAUAUGUUAUGAAAAUAAAUUAUAAGGGAUAUAGCAUGCAGUGGUUAUCUUUUUUAGGGUGA